Messenger RNA from Spirodela intermedia, 1826 nucleotides. NCBI's taxonomy places the organism in Eukaryota, Viridiplantae, Streptophyta, Magnoliopsida, Alismatales, Araceae. The record is from the annotation of a GenBank genome assembly.
AUGUGCAGCAGAACGGAGCGAGACGCAGAGGGCCUACAAUGCACCUUGGCGGAAGGUCCCAUUGUCGUCGGCGCGGGCCCGUCUGGGCUGGCCGUGGCGGCAUGUCUCGCUAACCUCGGCGUCCCCUCUACCGUUCUGGAGAAGGCCCACUGCGUGGCCUCCCUCUGGCAGCACCGCACAUACGAUCGCCUCAAGCUGCACCUCCCCAAGCAGUUCUGUGAGCUCCCGCUGAUGGGCUUCCCUGCGGGCUUCCCCAAGUACCCUUCCAAGCACCAGUUUGUGGCCUACAUGGAAGCCUACGCCGCCCGCUUCGGCAUCCGUCCGAUUUUCGGCCGCGCCGUCGAGGUCGCGGAGUUCGACGCCGCCGGCUGCUGCUGGCGGGUGGUGGCGCAGACGGGAGAGGUGUUCCUCAGCCGCUGGCUGGUAGUGGCCACGGGGGAGAACGCUCAGCCCAACACGCCGGAGCUGCCGGGGCUGGAGAGGUUCGGCGGGAGGGUCAUCCACACGUCGUCAUACAAGUCCGGGAGGGACUUCCGGGGGGAGAAUGUGCUCGUAGUCGGCUGUGGGAAUUCCGGAAUGGAGGUCAGCUUCGACCUCUGCCGCCACUAUGCCAGGCCCCACAUGGUCGUCAGAAACUCGGUGAGUCUCAGCUCUCGCUCGACCUGAUCUUCUGCGAAUUCCUCAUCUUCCCGGCGGGAGAACUCGUCUUGAAUCUAUCGGCCCCUGAGAGUCUCUGCAGGUGCAUGUUCUACCCAGGGAGGUGUUGGGAGUGUCGACGUUUGGGAUAGCGAUGGCGCUGCUCAAAUGGCUACCACUGAAGGCAGUGGACCGGAUCCUCCUGGCGGCCGCCCAUAUCAUCCUCGGAGACACCGAUCGUGUAGGGCUCCGGCGGCCCAAGACCGGCCCCAUCGAGCUCAAGAACUCCACCGGCAAGACUCCGGUCCUCGACGUUGGAGCUCUGGCUCACAUCAGAGCCGGCAAGAUCAAGGUGAGCGGGCCUCCUCACCCACGAGACAUGUUAUGCCCCCACUGUCUUCGUGAGCCCAUCACGGGAGAGAUUUGUUCCUAGGUUCUCUGACCAGAAAACCUCUCGCUAUCCCUCCUCUGAGAAAUUGACGCCAGGAUUCAUAGCCUGGGAAGAUUUAGGGUGUGCAAGAACCUGGAGGCAAAGCCCACGGGCUUCCCCCCUUGCGGACCCGCGCAUUAAUGACGUACUUAGAUUUAGCAGUCGCUGGCGCUCGCACGCUGCCCGCAGAGUCUCUCUCUCCCUCCUUCUGGAGUUAAUGUCUGUAUCAUUCAAUCUUCAAUGAAGGUAACGCAAGGAGUGAAGGAGGUGACACGGACGGGCGCCCGGUUCCUGGACGGCGCCGAGGGGGACUUCGACUCCAUCAUCCUCGCCACGGGCUACAAGAGCAACGUCCCCUCGUGGCUUAAGGUCUCUUCUCCCUUCCCUCCAGUUUUAUGGCAGAAUUGUGUUUGACUUCUGAUAGGAUGGCUUCAGUAUCUCGCAUGCCGGAUCUUCUUCCCCGUAGUUUUUCUGACGUUGCGGCCUUCUGCAGGGCGGCGAUCUCUUCACCAAGGAGGGCCUCCCCAACAAGCCCUUCCCCAAUGGGUGGAGGGGAGAGGAUGGGCUGUAUAGCGUUGGGUUCACCAUGCGGGGCCUCCAAGGCACCUCCUCCGACGCCAUCAACAUCGCCGCCGACAUCUCCGAGCAGUGGCGCUCCGGCGCCGUCAUCGCCCAAGGCGGCGGCAGCACCCAUCGCCGCCCCCAUUGUCAACGCCCCCUCCGCCCUCCACUGCAAGGGGCACCCGCCGCCGCCGUAUAG